GAACCACAUGACCAUCUUGCUCGUAAUGUGUUGUGUUUCUCUAAUGGCAGUCAGCCAUCUCAUCUCAGCUCAACUACCUUGCAAAUUAGGGAUUAAUCAUUCCGUACAGUGUUAACUGAAGCUUUCCACGCGAUCUGACAGACAAUAUAAGCGUCAGCAAUGCCAGAACCAGCAGAAAUGAAUGGGGCUGACAUAGGAAAGAUGUCGGGCAGCGGAGUUCCAGGGAGUGAGGGCAAGGACCCAGUAGCCAAUGGGCAUGCAGAGAAUGAGUCAAACCCCUUUGCAGAGUACAUGUGGAUGGAGAAUGAGGAGGAAUACAAUCGGCAGGUGGAGGAGGAAUUGCUUGAGCAAGAGUUUUUGGAGCGCUGUUUCCAAGAGAUGCUGGAUGAGGAGGAUCAGGAUUGGUUCAUUCCAGAGAGGGACCUCCCUUCAGUCGGACAGAUUCAGCAACAGCUCAAUGGGCUAUCUGUCAGCGAUGGCAAUGCAGAGGAAAUCUUGCGAAAGAGCAUCUUAAACCCUGAAGCCAAGGAGUUUGUGCCCGGGGUGAAAUACUAGGAAUCAUCAUUGCCCUCCUCUCUCAUACACACAUCUGAUCAUAUAUGCAGAGACUGUUGUGCCCAUGUUUAGGAUGGUCACAUAAAUGCGCUCUUCUACACAUUUUAGAAGGGGCAAGAAUACAGAUUUUUUGGAUUGGAGGGAGGUAGGGGGUGAUUGUCUACAAGCUUUAUAUUUCUGUUAUGUAUAAACCAAGGGUAUUAAGUGGAAAUGUGACCUCUAGGAGGUGCUGUGACUAGCUAAUAUCAUACUCAUUACCAGGCUGUUUUAUUUUCCUCUACCCUUGCAGAAAGGGCUGUUCUUGCCAGCUUUCAUUGUUUCACAGUUUGUGCCUGAUCAGGUCUUUGCUUUCCUUCCCCUGUUGUUGUUGUGUUUUUUUUUUUUUUUGUUUUUUUUUCUGUUUGUUUUGUUGUUGAGCUUUUGUAGAGGAAAGUUUUGAUGCAUCUGUUCACAUUCCUGUGUUUCAAGGGGUGUGGCCAUAAAUGACUGGGGGUGUGGCUGGUGGUGGGCGGAGCCCCUAGGUUUGGGUUGAAUGCUGAGGAAAGGGUGUUGGGGAAUUCAUGGAAUUCAACUUUUGAUUUUGAAUUGAAUUCGUUACACGCAGGACUGAAUUUCAUUUAAAAAAAAAUGGAAGAAUGGCAAAUAAAGAAGAAACGUUUGUACUCAAAUGGACCAUUUCUUGUGUUUGGCUGUAAAAUGUAUACUAAUAGUUGGUAUUAACUCUCACAUUUAACGGUGGUACCGUUAAAAAUGAACAAUUUUAAUAUGCAUAUUUUAUGUGGAUGCGAACUGAACUACUUUAAUUUAGCCUCUUCAGUAAUCAGCCAGUCAUGUAACCUCAUCCAUUAUACAUUUCCAGGAGAUUAGCUUGGAAAUAUCUGGUUUCUCAUCAGCAAAACUGUCUUGAUUUCAUUUUAACUUGUAUAGGAAAUCGGAAUAGCCGUAAUUACGUUUUAAUGGUCAUGAAAGUGAUUCAGUUGUUUUAAUGUAGGGUCUCUAAUUAGACCUACAACCAGCAUUGCAUUGGUCUUAAGCUACUGAAACCCUUUAUUUCUUAGAUUAAUUUUUUGUCAUUCAGAUUUUAUUGUCCUGUGAGUUGUAAGACAGUGACUGACAGACAUAAUAAAUGGUAUUGAGAAAUAAUUGCUUGCUGGUAGCUGCACUAAACAUUAAGCAAAUACAACAUUUGUAUUUUGAACUUAUGUGCUUAAUCAGUGCUGCUGACCAGGAUUGUUAUCAUUAACUAAAACUAUAACCAAUUAAAACAUUUCAUGUUAAUUGAAAACAAAUAAAUGAUAACUGAAAUAAAAUAAAAACAUUUAAAUUUGUUUUUUUUUGCCAAGCCAUUUUUAGUACUAAAUUAACUAAUACUAAAUUCAAUUAAAACUAAUAAAUGUAUAGACAUAUAUUUAAAAAAAAGUAAAUAACUAAAUAAGAGCAAUAACUCAAACUUUAACAUUGAGGUGAAAACAGAAAAAAAACAAAAAACAAAAAACAAUGAACAAAAACUUUAAUAGCAUAUCAGUGGUACUAAAAUAACGCUGCUUUUGAUGCAUGUUCCUAUGAUAUCACAGCACUUGUACAUUUUCAUGGCCACACUAUGAAUGAGAAAUGCUGAAUGGUAACUAAUAUAUGAAUCAUGGAUCUUUUGAUCUGGUUAUCAGCAUUCUUAGAUGAACCAACCUGCCUAAAAUACUUCUCAAAAUAUGUCUCGUGACAGUCAGCACAAUUUUGCUGUCAGUACAUCUUGUAAUUAGGACAAAUAGUUGCAGGAUGUGGUCAUUGUGAAGAAAAAAAAGGGGAUGUCCGGGGUUAGCAGCAACUGAUGCUGACAGUCAUUUGCCUCCACCAAUGGUCUGAAGUUUAGAGGGUCAGAACAAUAUAUUUGCAUCACAUUUCUGAACUUGAAUAUCUUAAUUAGGUAUACAAGCUGGGUGUAAAUGCUGUUGGUGGUAAAACUCCUAAACAGAGACUAACCUAUUAUAAGUAUUUGAGCAGUCUUAGACAUUUCCCUGUAAAUGCAUCUUUCUCCAUCCAAAAGACUAACAGAACACAUAGAAUCUAUGAAAUGUCACUGCUACACCAAAUACAGUUGAAGUCAAAGGUUUACAUACACCUUGCAGAAUCUGCAAAAUGUUAAUUUUACCAAAAUAAGAGAGAUCAUACAAAAUGCUUUUUUUUUUUUUUUUUUAGUACUGAUAUUGAUGUAAAGAUAUUUCACAUAAAAGUUAUCUACAUGUAGUCUGCAAAAGAAAAUAAUAAUUGAAUUUAUAAAAAUGACCCUGUUCUAAAGUUUACAUAUGCGUGAUUCUUAAUACUGUGUUGUUGCCUGAAUGAUCCACAGAUGUUUUUUUUUUUGUUUGUUUGUUUAGUAGUAGUUGUUGAUGUGUCCCUUAUUUGUCUGUAACAGUUAAACUGUCCACUGCUCUUCAGAAAAAUCCUUCAGAUCCCACAAGUUCUGUGGUUUUUCAGCAUUGUGUAUUUAAACCCUUUCCAAAAAUGACUAUGAUUUUGAGAUCCAUCUUUUCACACUGAGGACAACUGAGGCACUCAUAUGCAACUAUUACAGAA
This is a messenger RNA of Labeo rohita (rohu), 3126 nucleotides long. Its product is annotated as polyadenylate-binding protein-interacting protein 2B-like. Gene Ontology annotation, cellular component: cytoplasm. The record is from RefSeq and is a predicted model, not a curated record. The coding region runs from base 160 to 555 and encodes 131 amino acids. Gene Ontology annotation, biological process: negative regulation of translational initiation. The transcript has 4 exons. NCBI's taxonomy places the organism in Eukaryota, Metazoa, Chordata, Actinopteri, Cypriniformes, Cyprinidae. Gene Ontology annotation, molecular function: mRNA regulatory element binding translation repressor activity.